CAGACGUUCCUUUGCGCAUUAUCACAAUAAUGUAAAUAAGCUAGAGCCAAUCAAGGGCAGCCGCGUGGCGGUCGGCAUGUCCGGCGGUGUAGACUCUUCCGUAGUCGCUAAGCUGCUGAGCGAGAAAGACUACGACCUCUCCGCAAUAUUCAUGCGCAACUGGGACGCUCGUGACGAGUCUGGUACGGACGAGGGCUGCGAGUGGAAGAAGGACUGGCAUGACGUUCAGCGUGUCUGCAAGAUGCUGGACAUUCCUUGUAAACUGGUGGAUCUCUCCAAAGAAUAUUGGAACCGCGUCUUCCAACCAUCUCUUGCCUUGUGGGAAGCGGGUGCUACACCUAACCCAGAUAUCUGGUGCAAUAAAGAGGUCAAAUUCGGUGCACUUAUGCAACAUUUGACAUCGGAGGAUACCUGGCUUGCUACAGGCCAUUAUGCACGGAAAGGUUGGGACAUGGAGCAGUCAUCUCCGCGACCUAAGCUCCUGCGCCCGCUUGACCGGCUAAAGGACCAGACAUACUAUCUAUCGGCGAUUCCAGAGAGUAGUCUAGGGAGAACUCUGUUCCCGCUUGCACAGUAUACGAAGGAUCAAGUCAAGCAAAUGGCACGCGACUGGAAGCUGCCUACAGCAGAAAGGCCGGAGAGCAUGGGCAUCUGUUUCGUUGGCGAAAAGCGCCGCUUUGACACUUUCAUAUCUCAGUAUAUUCCGCCGAAACCUGGACCCAUUGUUGACCUCGAUGGUAACACGCUUGGAAAACAUCAGGGCCUGUGGCAGUUUACUCUUGGUCAAAACGCGCGCAUCCCUGGAUUACGUGAAAAAAUGUUUGUAUGCGACAAGGAUCCGGAGUGGAACGAAAUACUUGUUGUGCCGGGAAGUGACCAUAAGGAGAUGUACAGCACGGGUCUCGUGGCUUGUGACUGGCAGUGGAUCUGGGCGGAUUCACCCCCGGAAGGCCUUCGUUCCCCUGACGGUCUCAGAGCUAGAAUGCAGUUCCGACAUCGCAUGCUGGACAUACCAUGCACUGUUUUCGGGACGCCGGAACAGAAUACUGUCCGCAUAAUAUAUGAUGAGCCACAAAAGGUAGUUCCUGCAGGACAAGUAGCGGCCGUGUGGGUUGACGAUUGGUGUCUUGGUUGUGGUGUUAUCGAGCGGACGUUACGUCGAUAGCAGGUCAUGUUUCGAGAAUAUAUACUC
Phanerochaete carnosa HHB-10118-sp is the source of this 1192-nucleotide messenger RNA. RefSeq lists its product as uncharacterized. Gene Ontology annotation, biological process: tRNA wobble position uridine thiolation. NCBI's taxonomy places the organism in Eukaryota, Fungi, Basidiomycota, Agaricomycetes, Polyporales, Phanerochaetaceae. Gene Ontology annotation, cellular component: mitochondrion. The record is from RefSeq and is a predicted model, not a curated record. The transcript has 9 exons. Bases 77 to 1165 code for a protein of 362 amino acids. Gene Ontology annotation, molecular function: sulfurtransferase activity.